UGAAGCUGCCAAUAUAUCUGGUUGGCAUUACAAGCAUGACUGUACUGAAUUUGAAUUUAUCCAAGAAAUUGUUGAAGAGAUCUGAAAUUUUAAAUUAAAUCGGAUGCCAUUAUUUGUUGCUCAAUUCCCUAUUGGAAUAAAUUCUCGCGUAGAGGCCAUAAUAUUGCAAUUAGAAAUUGGGUCAAAUGAUGUUCGUAUGUUAGGUAUGUAUGGCCCCGGUGGAGUGGGUAAAACAACCAUUGCAAAAGCUGUUUAUAACAAAAUAUUUGAUCAUUUCGAAGGAAGUAGCUUUUUGGAAAAUGUUAAAGAUAAGUCAGGGACAUUUGAUGGCACUAUCCAACUGCAAGAGAUACUUCUUCGUGAGACCCUAGGGAUGAAUGGACAACUGAAGGUGUGCAGUGAAUCGAAAGGAACCAUUGCAAUAGAGAACAUACUUCGCAAUAAAAGAAUUCUUCUAAUUCUUGAUGAUGUCGAUAAAUUAGACCAAAUAGAAAGAUUGAUUGGAGGAUGUAAUUGGUUUGCUUCUGGAAGUCGAAUAAUUGUAACAACAAGAAAUAAACAUUUGUUACAAACUUUAAGAAUACGUCAUUCGACUUACAAGGUUAAGGGAUUAGAUGAUCAUGAAGCUCUUGAACUAUUUAGUAUGCAUGCCUUUCAUAAAAACAAACCCGAGGAAGAUUAUUCAAAACUUACUGAUCAGGUUAUAUGUUAUGCCAAGGGCCUUCCAUUAGCUCUAACAAUAAUUGGUGCCAAUUUGCGUGGAAGAAGUGAAAUGGAAUGGAAAAGUGCAUUAGAUAAGUACAAAAUGAUUCCUGACAAAGAUAUUCAAAAAGUACUCCAAGUAAGUUAUCAAGGAUUGGAUGAAACGGAGCAAGAUAUUUUUCUCGAUCUUGCAUGUUUCUUCAAGGGUCUUUACAAGGAUUAUGUUGUAGAUAUACUAAAUUCUUGCAAUCUAUACCCAUUUAUUGGUAUUAAAAAUCUUAUAGAUAAGUGUCUCAUAACUGUUGAUCAAUUUAACAAAUUAUGGAUGCACGACUUGCUACAACAAAUGGGUAGAGAGAUUGUUCGACAGGAGUCACCAAAAAUACCUGGAUUACGUAGUAGACUAUGGUGUUAUAAGGAUGCUUUUGAAGUACUAACAGAAAAUAAGGGAUCUGAUAACAUUCGAGGCAUAACGAUAAUCUCGCCUGAACCAACAAAGUUGCAAUUAAAAGCUAAUUGUUUUGAAAAGAUGGGAAAUCUCAAGUUCCUUUUGGUUGGUAAUGUUGAUACUUGUGGAGAUCUUGAAUAUCUUCCCAAUGGAUUAAGGGUGCUUGAUUGGUCUAGGUUUCCAUCAUCUUCCCUACCAUCCAAUUUUCGUCCUCACAACCUUGCUGUACUUAACAUGCCACAAAGUCCUGUUAUAUUGGACAAGAUUUUCAAGAGUAUACAAUACAAAAGCUUGACAUAUACGAAUUUCAGUUUUUGUCAAUACAUUACAAAAUUACCGAACUUAUUGAGUGCCGCCCCAAACAUAAAGGAAUUGAAUCUCCGUGGAUGUCAAAAAUUAGUCAAGGUUCAUGACUCUAUUGGAUGUCUUGCUAAGCUUGAAAGUUGGGACCUCAAGGGUUGCUUUAAACUUCGAAUUCUUCCAAGCUGCAUCUCAAUGAAGUCUCUUAAACUUUUAAAUCUUUUUGGGUGCGAAAGGGUUAAGAGGUUGCCCGACUUUCCACAAGAAAUGGAAAAUUUGAUGUAUUUGAGUCUGGCAGAAACUUCCAUUAGAGAGCUUCCUCCAUCAUUCAGGAAUCUCACUGGGCUUGAGCGAUUAGAGUUAGGUCACCAUUUCAAUUUUUGCCAUCUUCCAAGAAGCAUCUAUCAAUUGCAACAUCUUCGCAUACUCCAGCUUUAUGGUUAUGACCAAUUUUCAGUGGGUGUGGGGACCUAUAAUUUGCAGCAAUAUUUGUCAAAUUCUGGUUUUCCGAGGUUGAAUUUUCUUAAAAAGUUGACUUCUUGUUUCACCCCUCCAAAGAAAUGUUUAUUAUCAAGGAGUGAAGAUUUGAGCCUCCAAGAAAGCAUUGUCAAAUUCAGUAGAUUAAAAUUUCUUCUAAUUAGGGAUUCCAAGUUCCUUCAAAAAAUUCCUAAGCUUCCAGAAAGUGUAACAGGAGUAUGCGCAAUAAAUUGCUUCUCGUUGAAUUCAGAAUCAGUAAAAGAAUUAUUCCUUCAGUUUAGAAGAAAGUUAGAGCUUCCACAAAAUACAAAAUAUGGAGACAACAUUUUAAUGGAUUCUAAUUCACAGCGCAAAUUACCGCAUCAGGUUGAUUACUCUAUCAAGAUUGAUUACUCUCUCUUCCGCUACAAGCCCCCACACACUCUACGUGAGUUUCUGAUAGAUUCUACGAGGGAGUAUGGAGAGUCAUAUGAUAUUACAGUAACAGGAAAGAAGAUUCCAAAGUGGUUCAACCAUCAAAGUAUUGAAAAUUCCAUAUCAUUUUGGAUUGGUCCUAAAUUUCCAACAAUUGCGGUUUGUUUCGCUUUUCAUCUAGUUCCGUUGAAGGAUAGUGAUGCUAAUAAUGAUAAGUACGGUUCUAUUCGUGAUGAUAAAAUCAGUUGGAAUUGUGAUGUCAACAUUUUCACCAACGGACAUACGCAACCUUUCACGCUGUGUAGGCACUUUCGCUCUAUGAAGUGUGAUCAUUUGUGGUUUUACUGCGAUUCUCGUAGCAAAUUACAGCAGGAUUUCGGAAAAAUGAUGCCAGUUGAUCGGAAUCUUGUUGAGGUUUCAUGUAAAAUCUCUUCGUGGAGUAGUAGAAACGGAAAAUUCGCUCCUGUGAUUGCAAGGAUGGGGGUACAUGCAGAAUGCAUUUAUCAUCCUCCAAAUUCUGUUAUCAUCGAUGACAACUCUCAAAAUGUUGAUGACAACUCUGACUACUCUAAAAAUGUUGAUGACAGUUCUGAUGACAACUGA
This is a messenger RNA of Quercus robur (English oak), 2944 nucleotides long. RefSeq names its product disease resistance protein RUN1-like. The record is from RefSeq and is a predicted model, not a curated record. The transcript has 5 exons. Gene Ontology annotation, molecular function: ADP binding; ATP hydrolysis activity. The coding region runs from base 104 to 2944 and encodes 946 amino acids. Lineage: Eukaryota; Viridiplantae; Streptophyta; Magnoliopsida; Fagales; Fagaceae. Gene Ontology annotation, biological process: defense response.